AUGAGCUCGCCCUCUGCCAAUCCGCUGAGACAAGUUUUGGACUCUGUGGGCGAGACGCCGGAAUGGUUGCCGUACAGACGCUGGAAGAUGUACCUGCCAGGCGACAAGAUCUUCGAUGUAGGUUCCGGCGAUGCCGCGUCCUUCGGCCGUGAGCUUUGCCGCGUGAGCGGCGACGAGGCCGAGGCGGAGAUCUGGGAGCGACUCCGGGAGGCGAACAGGCCGCUUGGCGAGCUGAUUGCCGCCAUCCCCCCAAUCGCCUCUAGGGCGGACCUGGGGGCGGCGCAGACAUUGCUGCCAUACUUUGGGAAGAUGGAUCCUUUGGCUGGGCUGGCCAUGGUGAUGUCAGGAAUCAGCCCUUCGGCCCCCUUCUCCGAGGUGCUGAAAGCAGGGGGGGUGCCCGACUCCUCCCUGACCGGAUGGUUCUUCGACUUCCUGGCAUUUGCACUGCAAGGUCUCCCGGCAAGUGGCACUCAAGCUGCAGGCGUCUCCUUCAUGAUGCGGGAGUUCUUUGCGCCCGGCGCGGUUAUGGACUAUCCCAAGGGCGGCUCGGGUGCGCUGGUGGACGCCCUGCUGCGCGCCGUCGAGAAGCGCGGUGGUGAGCUCCGCCUGCGCACGCGCGUGGAGGGGCUGGUGGUCGACGAGACGGGUCGCUGCACCGGCGUGGAGCUGAAGAACGGCGAGCGCCUGGACGCCCGACUGGCGGUGCUCUGCAAUGCGGAUGUGUGGAACACGGCAUCGAAGCUGCUGCCGAAGGAGUGGCGAGCCAAGGUUAAGGGCUCCGCCCUGGACGUGGAGGGCGUGCCCCUGUGUCCGAGCUUCAUGCACCUGCACCUAGGCUUUCGAACUGACGGCCUCGACCUGUCUGAACUGGGUGUGCACCACAUCACUGCAAAGGACUUGAGUUUGCCGGUGGAUGCAACAGAUAACCUGGUCUUCAUCUCCAUCCCCAGUGCCAUCGACGACACCGCUGCGCCCAAAGGGUACGCCUGCCUGCAUGCCUACCUGCCCGCGACCGAGCCCUACGACGUGUGGGCGGGGAUGGACCGCCGGUCGCAGGAGUACAAGCGCAAGAAGGAGGAGCGCGCGAUGCCGCUGUGGCAGGCGGUUGCGCAAGUGAUCCCCGACAUUCGGGAGCGCGUUGUGAUUGAGAUGGUGGGCACGCCUUUGACCCACGAGCGCUUCCUCAACCGGCACCAAGGCACCUAUGGUCCUGCAUACCGGGCUGGUCAGCAGGGCUAUCCCUCACCGCAGACGCCGCUGGAGGGUCUCUGGUGCGUGGGCGAGGGGUCCUUCCCAGGGAUUGGCGUUCCUGCCGUCGCUGGAAAUGCUGCAGGAGUCGCGAACACCAUCGCCCCAGUCGAGAUGCAUGUUCGUCUGCUCGACCGGCUGCGUCAGGCCGACCUCCUCGUACCUGACCGCGACUGGAAGUAA
Molecule: messenger RNA, 1431 nt
Organism: Symbiodinium natans
Lineage: Eukaryota; Dinophyceae; Suessiales; Symbiodiniaceae
Source: the annotation of a GenBank genome assembly